Cantharellus anzutake is the source of this 705-nucleotide messenger RNA. RefSeq lists its product as uncharacterized. The coding region runs from base 1 to 705 and encodes 234 amino acids. The transcript is spliced from 4 exons. The record is from RefSeq and is a predicted model, not a curated record. Lineage: Eukaryota; Fungi; Basidiomycota; Agaricomycetes; Cantharellales; Hydnaceae.
AUGAGUGGUCCGCGCGAGUUGUGCAAGUUGACACCAGUUGCCGUGGCUGUUGCCACUCAAGACUACGCUGAGUCCUCCUGGCGGACCCUACGAUGGGGCACAGGAUGGCUUCGACAUUCGAAGUUCCACCGUUUCUCAGAGUUUUCCCGAGUCGGAGGCGUCCCAGGCGACCUUUGUUCGAGUCUUCACACAAUAAACCCACAUUCCUUCCACUUUCUAUUCGAUUUUCCCCGAGUUUUCGCGCUGGAGUCGCCAGACGAAUGCGAUGCUGCGACCGUACCCGAUCUCACGGCGCCAGAGUGCAUCAAGCUCAAGCCAAAAGAGCUAAGGCCUCCCGGCCUUAGCACCAGUUUGUCGUCCGACGUCGAUCCCGAGCCCAUGCGCGUGCCUAUCGUGGCAACCCCAACCCGAGCCGUUGUAUUCGAUAUGAGAAUGGAGUUCAAGUUCAAAGAGCUAAGGCCUCCCGGCCCUAGCUUCGGUCUCCCCGCUUCUGAUGACGAUUCCGAGCCCGCGCACGAGUCGCACGAGUCGCACGACACCCCAGCCAAAGACGAGUCCAGUCCACAAUGGGAGUGGAAUCUGGGCGUACUACUGUGCCCAAUCCUCCCAUUCGCCUGGUGGUUCUCCAGUGGCAUGCAUGGUAGCGCGAGUUUUGGGUGUAGUUUCCAGAUGAUGAGUGGUGAUGUGAUGAGGGUUGAGGGCUGA